Messenger RNA from Ambispora leptoticha, 375 nucleotides. The record is from the annotation of a GenBank genome assembly. Lineage: Eukaryota; Fungi; Glomeromycota; Glomeromycetes; Archaeosporales; Ambisporaceae.
AUGUCAAGCUCUAAAUGCGAAAUCAAAGUCGAAUCGUCAGGCGAGGCUUUUAAAAAGAGAAACCUGGCGUCUCAAAUCAUCUCGGAAUACUUAGGUAGUUUAGGUAGUUUAAAACGUGACGUCCUAGCUGUUAGUGAACCAACAUUAAUAAAAACAUCCUUCAGCACAGAUUCGGAAAUUAUCAAAAAAGCCUUUGGCAACUAUAUAAUCAUUAUUCGGAAAGAUCCUCCGUCUUCAGAAGCGUUACUAGCGGAGAUAUGUGAAGCCACUGUGAUCCUCUGUCUUCACGUGUGUAGAAUCCUCUGUGUUUCGACAUAUCUUUCUAAAACUAAAACUCUUUCCUUUGUUGGACCAUCUUCUGUUUUGGCAUUAUAA